UAAUUCAUGAGCCAGCAGGAUGUGGUCGCUGUGCUUUCAGAACGCCUUCUCAUAGCUGCGUACAAAGGCCAAGCGGAUAAUGUGGUGCAGCUUAUCAACAAGGGUGCCAAGGUAGCCGUUACCAAGCAUGGCCGGACACCCUUACAUCUUGCUGCCAAUAAAGGCCAUCUUCCUGUUGUCCAGAUCUUGUUGAAGGCAGGCUGUGACCUUGAUGUCCAGGAUGAUGGGGAUCAGACUGCACUGCAUCGGGCUACUGUUGUAGGGAAUACUGAGAUCAUAGCUGCUCUCAUUCAAGAGGGAUGUGCUUUGGACCGACAAGACAAGGAUGGGAAUACCGCUCUUCAUGAAGCAUCCUGGCAUGGCUUCAGCCAAUCUGCCAAGCUUCUCGUUAAAGCAGGAGCCAACGUGCUUGCCAAGAACAAGGCAGGGAACACAGCUCUGCACUUGGCUUGUCAGAACAGUCAUUCCCAGAGCACCCGAGUUCUUUUGCUGGGAGGAUCUCGACCUGACCUCAAAAAUAAUGCAGGAGAUACCUGUUUGCACGUUGCCGCUCGCUAUAAUCACUUGUCCAUCAUUAGGGUUCUCCUCAGUGCUUUCUGUUCUGUCCAUGAAAAGAACCAGGCCGGAGACACGGCUCUUCAUAUUGCCGCUGCCCUAAAUCAUAAAAAAGUGGCUAAAAUUUUACUGGAAGCAGGCGCUGAUGGGACAAUUGUCAAUAAUGCUGGUCAGACUCCACUAGAGACAGCCCGGCAUCACAAUAAUCCCGAAGUUGCUCUUCUUCUCACCAAAGCACCACAAGUCUUGCGCUUCAGUCGUGGGAGAAGCCUACGAAAAAAGAGGGAGAGGCUCAAGGAGGAGAGGAGAGCUCAGUCUGUGCCACGAGAUGAGGUGGCCCAGAGCAAGGGAAGUAUCUCAGCAGCAGACACUCCCAGCAGUGAGCAAGCCACUCAGAAAAAAGGAGAGGCCAAAGAAGAAUUCUACUCAGCAUCUCCAGAACCCCCAGUAAAGAAUAAUCGAAAGAAAAAGCUGAAACAAAAGGUAUCUGCGUUCUCUGACCCCACCUCACCAGCUGACCAGCAGGCUGUUCCUGGGCACCAGAAGAAUUCUCAUAAUCAUCCCAAGAAGAGGAAUAAGCAUCGUUGCUCAUCCCCACCCCCUCCUCAUGAAUUCAGAGCUUACCAGCUGUAUACCUUGUACCGUGGAAAGGAUGGAAAAGUUAUGCAGGCACCAAUAAAUGGAUGCCGUUGUGAACCAUUGAUUAAUAAACUGGAGAAUCAGCUGGAGGCAACAGUUGAGGAAAUAAAGGCAGAGUUUGGAACUGUGCAGGACAAGAUGAACACAAAACUGGGGCAAAUGGAGAAUAAGACCCAACAUCAACUUCGCGUUCUGGAUAAGUUGAUGGCUGAGCGGCUGUCAGCAGAGAGAUCAGAGUGUCUGAACCGUCUGCAGCAACAUACUGAACUGGAGAAGCAUGAAGGAGAAAAACGACAGGUAUCCCUAGUGGAUGAAUUGAAAACAUGGUGUAUGUUAAAAAUUCAGAAUCUGGAGCUGAAACUUUCUGGAGAUUCUAGAGUCUCGAGGCAUAAAUCAACCCCAUCUACUUCUGAAUCUCUCACAGGUGCAGACCAAUCAGUGGUUACUACUACCAGUCCAGCCACUGCUUCUGCUAUCCCCCCUCUGGUUGUUAGGCCCAAGGAAAAGGCACUUAUUAGUUCUACUGCUUCCAAUAGAUUGCAACAGGAACCGUCAUCAUUAGACUGUGGGAACUCUAAAUUGAGACAUGUUAAAGUACAGACAACUUUGUUGCCGUCAACUGAAGCAACUAAAUGCGAACACCAGGCUGGUCACUGCAUGGACAAAGGCACUCAAACGAAGAAGUCUGGGAAAAGUGGGCAGACACGGCACAGGCCCCAGCAGCAUACAUCAACACAUGUACCUGGCAGUACAUGCACCCAGCAGCAACCAGUAGACCACCAGGCUGGCCCUCCCAUUCGAGACACCUCCCAAGCUCUAGAAAUUACACAAUAUUUUUUUGAGGCUGUAUCUACACAAAUGGAAAAAUGGUAUGAGAGGAAGAUUGAAGAGGCCCGGUGCCAAGCUAAUCAGAAAGCACAGCAAGAUAAAGCUACACUAAAAGAACACAUUAAGAGUUUAGAAGAGGAACUCAGUAAGCUAAGGACUAAAAUACAAAAAGAAAGUUAGCAUCUGGGCACAGAGGUGUUUAAGUACUUCAGAGCAUAUCUGAUUUUGCUAUGAACAAUAAUAGCUGGGAUCAAAGUGUUCAUCCUGGUGCACAAAGACUUGCCUUUAAAUACAAACAUAUGUAUACACACAAUACUUAAUCGCUGAAAUGUGAUCUUUGUGACUUCUAUGCCCUGAAUUCUUAUUGUUGAAGUUCUCUCAUACCUGAAAUCAAGAGUAAUAGCAUCAAGUUUCAUCACUCAAAACUCAGUUCAGGUUCAUGGGAAGUUUUUAGUUUUAGAUUGAGUGGGCCAAGUUAAGAAGAUUGUGAAACUGUGGAACAUAUAACAGUUUCAAGCUUUAGUCUAAUAUUCAAGAAGUGUAAAAAUAUGUGCACCAAAAAACAAAAGCCCUUUAUGAAUUCAAACCAACUAGUUCCACAUUUAUGUUCAAACUCACCUGCUGUGCCUCAAAAACAGAUCUCUGAAUGAUCUGUGACUUUAAGAUGAAUUGAACUAUACCUCUCAAGCUUGCUGUUUUUGUAAAUCUGACACACACAAAAAAAUACCUAGGAAAAACAAGAUUUUGAGGGGAAUGAAAUUUUCUGAUUUUCAUUCAGUCCCUCUCACAAAAUUGUAAUCCAAAAAUUACUGAAAAGAGGAGUCUAAAACCCAUUGUAAUAAGUGGAUGAUAGUAUAUUUAAAUAAAUUAUUUGUUAAUGGAAAUGGUUAUAUUGGCAGAGUUGGAAAUGCUUGCAAAAAUUAGAGCUUCAGAUGAAUGCUUAUUCACAUUAACUUGUUGCAGUUACUGUGAUUAUGGAAGUUUUCUCUGGCUAAUCUUAGAAUAAUUUUAAAACGAACAAGUGAAAAAUAUUAUUUUAACCUUACUAUUUCCCAGACUUUUUUGUGAGCAACUGAAAAGCUAACUCAGAUCAUCUGGAAUCCUUUCUGAAUUUGAGUUUAUGAUAUCAGUAUCAGGAUUUUAUGGAGAUAUGGAUAUUCUCUUAUCCCAAAAUAGAAAAUGUUCUGGUAUUUAUUCUCUUGCCUUCAAAGAACCUCCAAGUAUUCUUAUGGAUAAUUGAAUCAUCAGACAUUAUCUCACUUAUCUUCAAUUUAGCAUGGCAUCAAGGCCUUUUUCAUUGAUGUCAUGAAAAGAUAAUCAAGACUUAAGGAGUGUAGUUUUUGCAUUAAAACUUUUAGGAAGUACCAAAUAAAGCAGAAAUUGGAUGAAAACUCGUCAGAAAUCUGAUAGGAGAUACCUUCCUGUCUAAAUAUUGGUUGAACUAGAUUAUCCAUGAGGUUCUUCCAGUUGUGAGAUUAAUUCACUAAUUAGCCUUGCCCUUUAAAUUUCUGUCCUUUUGGAGAAUAAUUGACAUAUACAUCUGCUUAAAAUUUCUAGUCUUAAGAAUUCGAGUAGCAUAUAUUCUUUUUCUGUAGACAAGACUUCAGAGGUCCAUUAUUUAUUAUCCUUUCUUUAUACAAAACAACAUGUUUGCUAAACCAGAUGCAAAAGAAUUUAUUUUGAACAGUCAACAUACCCAGAGGCUCACUCACCACCGCUUAAAAAAAAAAAAAAACCUUCAACCCACAGUAAUAUAAUCUAUUGACUACUGAUGUAUUAAAUUUGUAUUUUGGGAUAGUGUUAAAUUAAGGUGUGGUAAAAUACCCAAUAGAGUAACCUAAUGUAUGAAUUUCAUUAUUUUGUAAUUUUAAAAACUAAUUUAAUAUUGUCUCAAAUUUAUCAGUAUUUUUUGUCCUCUUGCCCUUAAAUUAUAUGGCUCCUGACCUGUGCAGUAUUUCAUUCAUUCCAUUCCCUUAAGUGUUCACUAGUAGCUCUAGAAGCUGCCUGUCUCAUUGAGAUUUUGCUAUAUUGAGUUUUUUCUAUCUUGUUCCUGAAGUAAAAAAAUCAUCGCUCAUAGAACUUUCCAUCUGAAAGGUACUUUAACAAUCAUGAUAACUUAAAACAUUCCUUAAUUCAAUCCAAAAGAAACGGUUAGCACCUAGCAUUAAAAAGAAGUGAAAUCCACAAAAUAAUACUUAAAUGUUUAAUUCUCUGCCCUUAUUUAAUAACAGGUCACAAUUUUAACUCAAAGGGGGGUCAUUAAAUUUCAAACUCAUUUUAAUUUUUUAAAUAUCAUGUAACUUUUUUAAAAAUAGCAGUAGGGUGGAAAAUACUAGUUUGCUUAAAACCAAACCAACCAGCAAUUCAUAGGCAGAUAAUUCAAUUGCUAUAUUGCCAUCUUGAUAAACUGUGGAGUAAAGAAAAAAUUCUAGUGACCCAAAGCUACGUCUCCAGUCUUUCAACCUUUUUAAACCCAUGUUCUGUAAGUAGACUAAGGCUAUACAAAGUAGAAAUGCAAUAGCUUCCUGAUUACAACAAAACCUGGACUUUUCUACUACCAUUACUCUGCAUUUUAAUAGCUAGCUUUGGUUAGAAUUUUAGUUAUUUUGUUUGGUAUUAUCAAAAAUAAGUUGCAAAGCUAUAAUUUUUCUUACCGAUACAAAAGAACUUAUUUUGGACAGUAAACAUUUUGUCCCUAUUUAUAUAUCACAACUAUACUUCUAAGGAAUAGAAUAGUCAGCAAAAAAAAAAAAAAAAGGAAAUAGUAUAUUUCCUGCCAUAUAAACCAAUGUGUCAAAGUUGGAGAUGAAAUCUUUGUAGGUUGAUAGAGAAAUUUGCUAUCAUGCAGAAUUAUGCAUUAUAGCUAGUUGUUUGUUUUUUUAAGGAAUGCCUAUAUUUUGUAUGUUAAGAUGGUAGCUGUAAAGUAAAAUCUUGCAGUAUUUGUGAAAAUUCCUUAGCGCACUGCUGAGUACAUUAAAUAUCUGUGAUGCAUACUAGUUCUAACCUUUUGACUUAGGUAGUUCAAAAUAAAGGAAUUAGGUGGUAACAUAUUUAUGUUUUUUUCAAUCAAAUGUUAAACUACUAUAGGAUUACACUAAAAAGGCAUAUUGUUUUCCAUUUAAUGUUUUAAUCAAUUUGAAUUCAUUUUUAAUACUAAAAUUCUGGUUAUUAAUUUCUAUUUCAUUGUAUUUUAAAAACAUGAUUCUAAAAUUAGCCUAUAUUUGUUUGUGGGCAUGUCCCUAAACAGUACAGCUCAUCACCACCACCACCACCACCACCAAAAAAAAGAAAAAAAACUUUUGCCAUAGAGUGAAUAGAUCUCUUGAGUAGAAAGCAAGUUUGCUUUGAAUGGAUGAAGUGAAUACAAUUACUGUGAAAGGCAAAAUUAUUCAGUGAUAACAUAUGGGUAACUGGAUUUUUAAGAUUUGCCUUUUUUUCCACUUCUUUGCCAAUGAAAGAAGAUGGCUGUUGUUUCUCUCACAUGAACAGCAAGACACAGGAGACAGCUUUUGUUUUAAAUUUUUGAGGGGAGCCAGAAAACCCAGUUCUUGUAUAACUUCAACUUCUGAUAGGAAAUACUGACUUCUUUAAAGCUGCAUGAAAAAGUUAAGAAAAAUUUACUCCAAAAAGAUUGUCUUGAAAUAAUAUAGAAAUUUACAUAAAUUUUUCCAAUUAAAUUUUAUUAAUGGAAAAAAUAAUUACUUUUUUCACUUAAGUUAAAAGAAAUAAGGUAUUUUUAUCUAAUAUGACAACACAUAUCAGCAGGAAAAAGCACAGAAUUUGAAAAAUAAGAGGAAAUCAUACUAAAAUUAAUUAUAGUGAAAUUUAGCCUUCCAAAGGCAUGUCAUUACACAGCAACACUUAAAAAGAAAAACUACCUUUUACUAUAAUAACCACCAUGUGUAUUUAAAAGUCAUGGUCAGGAGUACCUAACUAAAUUUUGGAUAGCAUCAACAUAAAAUUCCUUUAGUAACCAUUCCUAACAGUAAAUGAAUGAUGCCCUUUCUAGUUGAUAGGCUUUAAUUUCCUACCUUUUUUAUACUUUGACUAAUUAUUCACAUGCAGAUUCAGACCUGGAAAAUACCUCGUCAUGUAUUCCAGCCCCUUACUUUAACAUACCUAGAACCUAAAAAAGUUAUGAUUUGCCCCAGUUUUGCAUAGUACAACCAGUGAACAUAAGUCUUCAAGUCCAAAUCCAACUAUCUUAGUCAUUUUGCUAAGCUGCCUCCUUGGUUAUUUCUUUGGUCAUGGCAACCCAUGAAACAAAGAAAAAUAUUCAAUAAUACUUGAUCCUUUAUGCCCCCUUCCAUUCUGCUCCAACAGUGACAUGGCAGUGGAAGAAAAAGGGGGUAAAAGGUGCUAAAAAAUUAUGGAGUAUUCAUAAAGUUAACUAUUCUAAAUAUCUGAUCUUGAAACUCAAUCAUCUUCCAUUUGUGGUUCCGUUUCAGAAGUAUACAAUGAAGGAGCCAUAGUUAGAUUAGUUAGAUUAAUGAGAAUUAUGAUGUGCAUACUUAGAAGUAUGUGCAGACCACAGUAGUUAAAAAUGGGCUUCCAAUAGUGCUUGGAUCUACCUUAGAUCAUAUUCGGAUACUAGAUUCAGUUUAAAGAUGACAUUGGUAAGUUGAAGAAAGUCCAGAAGAGAGCAAUCAGCAUAGUGAAGGAACUGAAAUUUAAUGUCAUUUGAGGGUCUGCUGAAGGAACUUGGGAUGUUUAUCUUGCACAAGACACAUGCAGGAGAUAGUGGGAUAUAUGAUAGCUGUUACAGGAUUUGAAAAACUGCAAUAUGCGAUAGGAAUUAGAUUUGUCUGUCUCCAAAAAGUAGGGAGAUCACUAUUUUUCCAGCAGAAUAUGCAUUCAUUAGUCAUUUAAGAAUGAUUAUACAUUUAGGAUCCCAAAGCCAAGUUAUUGUUUAUAAAUUGUCUAGAAAUUGUGAUUUUUAACAUCCUUUUCCUCCUUGGAAAUUUUAAAACCUGAAUGGAUGAUCACUUAUCAGAUAUACUAUGAGAAUUCUUUUUAAUUAUGAAUUAGACCAGAGGUUUUCUACCUCACAUCCAUCAAACUGGAAAUAGCAACAAAAGAAAAAAUGAUAAAUGUUGGAAUGGCUACAGAAAAUAGGUACAAUAGAACAUUACUGGCACAGCUGUGAAUUGGUCUAACCAUAAUGAAAUAUCCAAAAAGUUAUCAAACUGCACAUACUCUUUGACCAAUCUAGGCCUAUCCUCCAAAGAAAUCUAAGGAAAGAGCAAAGGAUCUAUUUGUACAAAAUACAUUUUAGCAGCUAUUUUUAAAGGUAGUGAAGAAUUGCAAACUAAGGAGGUUUCCUACUAAUGGAGAAUUAAACAAAUUGAACAGAACAUUGUUAUUCCAUAGAAAAUGAUGACAUAACUUCAUUUUCCAGAAGACUUCUGUAAAUGGACACAAAGUAAGCAGAACUAGAACAAUUCAUACUUUAUAGAAAAAAUAAUUCUGAAAAAGUUUGGAAUUCUCACCAACUCCAUAGUAAACCAUGAGUCAAGAAUAAAGCUGAAACAUUCCAUUUGAUUUCUGAUAGAGAAGUGAUUAACUUAAAAUACAGGAAAAUAUAUUUACACAUAGUCAACAUGGGAAUUUAUUUUGCUAAUACAAUGGUUUUGAGGACUGAGUAUGGGAGGAGGAUAGCAACCAACUAAUGAAAAAAAAAAAAAAAAAAAGAAUUCCAUGAUUGCUGAAGUCUUUCCCAAAUCUUAAUUCCUGUAUUUGCAGUAUCAAUUUAGAAAUUAUGACUAUAAUCAAAACUAGAAGAUGAAGUUGCAUGUAAAUGGAAAGAUGGACUCUAAAGAUUGUGUUUUGGAGAUGCACUUAAAGGAAUCAGUUGGGUUAGAUCUUCCUCUCUGGAGGACAAUGAGAUGAGCACAGAUUUGUGUAAAAGGUAGUAAAUAAGCAGGCUGGAAUUGCCUUUGAUUCACUGCAAAACUACAAAAGCUCUCCCAAGUUACUCCCUAAAACUAAGACCUAUCUUUUAAAUGAUAUUCAUCCAAGUGAUGUCUUUAUUUCCAGUCAUGGAACACUACUUUCUAAAGAACUAAAGGACUGUGUGUGUUUGUGUGUGUGUGUGCACCCACACAUACAUUAUUACAAAGCAAGGAGUUGUGAAGGAGAAACAAUGUAAAGGACAUCAUUAAGGAUGAUUAAAAAACAUGGGUCAUUUAUAUGAGAUUUAGGAGGAAUUAUAAAACAGCUCCCAUGCUUCACUGGUUUCCUUGUGAAGUCAGCAAUAUGAGGAAAGUCCCUAGUACAUUGUCUGUACUUUCCAUAAUAAAUUUAUAGAAGGAAUCACAUCAGGACAUAAAUGAGUCUCAUGACAUGUCAAGUCAUGGAUGGGUUGUGAACUGCCUUGUUGGAACAAUACUCUUGUCAAUAAGAUCACAAAUCCAUUAGAGUAUAGGAGUAUUCUUGCUAUAGCUAUGUCAUGUUUAAUCAUCUAGCAUAGCUAUGUCAUGUUUAAUCAUAUAGCAACUCACUAAACAUCCCAAAUACUCAACCCUAAUAUUUUAUCAAAUGUAACUAGUUGCUUCUGUAAACAUUUUUAGAAUUUUCCUUAAUGCUUUCAUUAGAAUCAAUCCUAAUCUUCUGGAAGCAACCAUCAAAGUGAUUAACUAAAAUUCAAGACAUGAUAAAACAGUAUCCAAAAAUCUAGUUUCCAAUUUAUAUUAAGUAUUAGACUUUUUAUUUUGAACUAAAGAUCAAAAAUCCCCUUUCCUAUAAGGUGGUAUUGAGAAGAUUGUAUGAAACUAUUUGUAUUAUGUAGAGCUUGCUUUUAAUUAAAGUUAUACUAAAUUCAACAUUA
Messenger RNA from Antechinus flavipes (yellow-footed antechinus), 8848 nucleotides. RefSeq names its product ankyrin repeat domain 6 (gene ANKRD6). NCBI's taxonomy places the organism in Eukaryota, Metazoa, Chordata, Mammalia, Dasyuromorphia, Dasyuridae. The record is from RefSeq and is a predicted model, not a curated record. Gene Ontology annotation, cellular component: nucleus; cytoplasm. The transcript has 15 exons. Bases 7 to 2202 code for a protein of 731 amino acids. Gene Ontology annotation, molecular function: protein binding.